Molecule: messenger RNA, 114 nt
Organism: Phytophthora nicotianae INRA-310
Lineage: Eukaryota; Oomycota; Peronosporomycetes; Peronosporales; Peronosporaceae
Exons: 2
Coding region: 1-114 (37 amino acids)
Source: RefSeq, a predicted model, not a curated record
AUGGUGCACCAGGUCGUCAUCUCUUUUAAGAUCAACAGACAGCGAAAGAAACUAUGCUUCUGGGUUGAUGCUAUCGAGAAUGUCGAACUUCGAUCAAGCUGUGCUAUCGAGUGA